AAUAGUGACAGCAUUUGUACAAGGUUAGGUUAUAAUCUGUUACAGUGAAUGUUUAUACAUAUUGUUUAUUCCGGUAUUAAAUUUCUUAACAUUAAACAAAUCAAAAAGAUAUUAUAUUUUUAGCAUAUAAUGGGUAAAAAGAAAAAGGGAAAAAAUAAUAAGAUAGAUAUUUCCGUAGUAGAGAAAGCACCUGUGGGAUUCGAUGCAUUUAUUCCAGAGGUUACGAUCAUUUUAACAGAGAGUUCUAUGAAUCUUACCAAGUUACAGAAAAUAGUAGAUCAAUAUCGACCUUUCUAUUAUCAUAAAUUUUCAAUAUUGAAUGCUGAGACUUAUUCUAAAAGCUACAUUUUAAACGCAAUCUCUGAAUUUGUUAAACCUUCCACGGUUCGACCAAUCUAUUAUAAUAAAAACGGUUCAACAGUAUAUUUUCUUGCGAAUAACUGUUUGAAGGUCAUAAUGAAAAUAAUUAGUAAUAAGUUUAAAGUACCACAUUCCACAGAUACAGCUAAAGAAUUUGAAUUGGCUAUCUACGAGAACUGUAUGGCACCUGAAGAUGUACCACAUAUAGAUACAGAUAAAAAUAUUAAUCAAGUUUUGAUAAGACUGUAUGAUCGCAAUUUGUGUUGUCUUAAUUUAUCCAAUUUUGUCAAUAAUGACGAUUUAAUUGAAUAUUGUCCUUUAACUGAUAAACAAAUAUUCAAGCAAGUAAUGAAGCAAGCUGCAGUAUUAAAACCAAAUGAGGUUAAUUUAAGUCAAAAUUCUAUCAAAGAUACAUUUAGUAUACACUAUUUAGAAGACACUUUAAUGGUAUUAGAUAUAAGUUCUAAUAAUCUAGAGAGCAUGUCAUCUUUGAAUGCAUUACAAGGAUUCACUAAGUUGAAAGUGUUGAACUUAACAGACAAUCCGCUUUGUCAGAAUUAUGAUUCAUUUAAUUAUGUUAUGGAUGUGAAAAAAUACUGUCCUAGCUUACAGAUAUUGGAUGGAAAGAAUAUUGUAAUUCCGGACUUUGUAAAAAAUUUCGUUUGUACACCAGACGCACAAUAUUUGGCCACUCAGUUUCUUGAACAUUUCUUUACAAUCUAUGAUUCCUCUGAUCGAAUUGAUUUAGUCCAUUUGUAUCAUACCCAUGCAAUUUUUUCAGUAACUUCAAGAACCAUUCCCCAUCAGAGUAACUCCAAGAUGGUAAAGUUAGGUCACUAUGGAUCAAAGAACCCAUAUGCGGUCUAUGGUAUAGAAGAAAUCAUGAAACUGUUUCAGGAAUUUCCAAAAAGUUACCAUGAUCCAUAUCCUAUGGUUUGUGAUGUAACUUUGUUUGAUAACACCAACGCCCACCUCGUUGUCACAGGGAUUUUUAGAGAAUUCAAACAAAUUUUAUCUUUUUGUCGAAGUUUUUAUUUUCGCCAUUCAAAUAACGAGUUUAAAAUUAUAAACGAACAACUUCACGUUAGUAACGCACUAGAUUACCAAAUGGGAUGGAGUUUCAGUUUCCCUGUAGAUAUGAAGUACUUUGGAAACCCAUUACCUUACUAUAAAGAAGAGUUUAGACAGUUUGAGACAGCGAUGCAAAAAUUGACCAACAUGAAUUUAGAAUACUGCCAAAAGUAUCUGGUGUAUUGCAACUACGACUUGAAGAAAGCGCUUACACUGUUUUCAGAAUUAUAUAUUACUAAUGACGUGCCCAAGGAAGCUUUCGAAAUAGAGAAGUCAAAAUCAUCAAAUAAUUUAGAUACUGGUAUUUGUGAAGCUCUCAAGGAGAAAGUGCUUCAGAGACACGGCAGUAUUUCUUCGAAAACUAUUUGGGAUACUCUUAACAAUGACCGAAUAGAUAAUGAAAACUACCCUCCAAUAUCAAUAAAUAAAAGUAUUCUUAGGAUGUAUAAAAAACCAGAAAUUUUAGUGAAUUAUGAAGAUUAUCCCAUACUGCAGGAUUCAACAGAUGUAAAACAAAAUUUCCGAGAUUAUUUCAGCAAGAAACUUCAAACGUCUCGUCAAUCGUUUCAAAGUCGAGAAGAAGAAACAAAUAAAAAUGGGAAAACUCCAAGACCAACCUCUUCAGAUUUACCUCAGCCUUCUAAGCCAUUGGAUGUAUCCGUUUCCAAGACAUCCCAUGCAAACUCUUUACUUGAUUUGGCAAAUAAGAUCGCACGUAAUAAGGAAUUCGUUGCGAUGCAGUUGAAAAAGAUGAAUGAAUCAACACAACAGAUGCCUCAAAGUUCAUCAGCGUUAUCAUUUGCCCCGCCCGAUUCACAACAACUCUCCACAAUUCCUGUUCGUACCCCGCAAACCCGCCCAACAGCUGCAACGUUCUUCAAUUCCUCUAAAUCGUCCUGUAUUAAUUUCCCAGGGACAAGUGACUAUAUGACAGAAGUCAAAAAACCGAGAGUAUCUCAACUGGUGAACAUUCCACUAGUCCCCAAAACAAACUUAAUUUCAAAACCAACUCACGAUAAAAUUGUAAAUAAUUCGGAUUCUGCUGACGAAACCCAAAAUAAUGUACCCGUUGAUGUUCCUGUUACCGAAACUCUCAAUACAGAUACAAUUACAAAACUCCGAGAAAACCUGCAGAAGAAAAAAGAAAAACUAAAAAUCAUGAAAAAUAAAUUGGAACUAAGUCAUAAGAAACAAAUUGUAGAAGCCAAGAAAAAUGAAACAGCUAUAGUUCAGAGUACUUUUCCGAGCAUUAAUAUGGAAACUAAUGUAGACAAAGACAGGCUAUGUGAAAUCGAAUCAGUAGACGAUAAAAAUGAAACAAAUUCCAGCGAGAAAAAAAUUAUUUUAGAUUCUAAAAAGACAGAUGAUUUUUCGGAAUCUGCAAAUUCUAAUAAUAAGAAAAGUCCAAGCAAAAUUGACACUCCAAAUAAGACCAGAAAAUUUCCCAAAGAUAAAAUGGGUACUGAUGACAAACAAUCUCGUCCUAUUAUUGAAAGACCUGGAAUUGAAACAUCUAUAAAAGAUAAUAACAUCAGAAGAAUAACUACCAUUACAAAUAAACACACUGAAAAAGUGAAAUGUGGCGAAUCUGGAUCAACUCCUGAAAAUGAAGUAACAGUUGUUGUUAAAGAUGACGAAAAAUUUACUGGAGAAAUUGAAACAAAAACCACAACAGAGAAAAUAUCUCAUCCAGAAGGUUGUCAAAGAGAUACUAAUUUAGAAGUGGAUAACAACACAAAUAAGCAAGAUGAAUUAGAUGAAACGAAUACUGUCAAAUUACCAGACUUGUCAUCGCCAUCCAAAGAAUUGACUGUUUCAACUUUUCUCAAACCACAAAAAAAUCCGGAUGAAAAGAAAAGAGGACAGAAACGAAAGCUGACUUCUGAUAAGACUAAAGUAGAAUAUCCAGAAUACUCUCAAAAUCUAAUUGUUCGCUUAUGCAACUUAUCAGCAUCUAAAUUGAAGAGCGAUAUAUUGGAAUCGUCUUCAUCACAAGUAGUUGUCCAAAGAUCAGAUAAUAUUGAUGCUCCAGUUAAUUCUUUAGAUUCAAAUGGUAUCCACAAAAAUGACUCCUCUAAUGAGGAAUUGAUGGACACGUUGGAAGAAAUUCAACCGGUUGUAAUACCACAAAAUAAACCUAAACUUACAUUAUUAAAAUCAAGUGAUAUGAAAUUGAAAUUAAAAUCUUCUGAUGUAGACAGAUGCGAGCCUGAAGGAACUGAAUUUGAAGAUGAUAAAACAAUUAAUGAAAUAGCUGAUUCCAAAAAUAAAAGGAAAAAUAUUGUUGUGAAUAUAACUAGAAUGGUAAUAAACACGAACGAAAUGAUAGAAUCUCCAAGUACUGGACAGAAAAGGGAUCCGGAAGUAGUUUCAAUCACACCUGCCAAAACUAAACCCGCCAUUAAAAAAGAAUCUCCAACUUCUAGUGUAGAUAAUGUUGAAGGUGAUAAAUCGAUAGCAACAGAUGCAAAAAAAGAAAAUGAGGAAUGCAAUAAAGUAAAACGCGCUGAAGAGAAAAUGGAAUCUGAUCAAAAUAUUGUGCAAGAAAAUGUCGAGAAGAAUGAUCUCAAAUCGAAGAUAAAACUAGAAUCCAUGUUCAAGCUUGACGAAAACGACGAGGACGAUGACGUUCCACUAAUUUUUUUGAACAUCGAAAGUGACAACGACGAUUAACACAUCCAAUAAUUGUAAUAUUUUUCUUUGGACAUCUCUUUGGAAAUAUUAUUUAUUAUUCAACACCAAAAGUUGAAAAUGUAUGUGUAACUCAUGUUGUAACAUUAAAGAAUAUGAAAAAAUGUCCUCGUUCAUAAUAGA
This is a messenger RNA of Diorhabda sublineata, 4245 nucleotides long. RefSeq lists its product as uncharacterized. Gene Ontology annotation, molecular function: RNA binding; protein binding. The coding region runs from base 130 to 4104 and encodes 1324 amino acids. The transcript has 23 exons. Gene Ontology annotation, cellular component: nucleus. The record is from RefSeq and is a predicted model, not a curated record. Gene Ontology annotation, biological process: poly(A)+ mRNA export from nucleus. NCBI's taxonomy places the organism in Eukaryota, Metazoa, Arthropoda, Insecta, Coleoptera, Chrysomelidae.